AUGAAGGAAAACGAAAAGUUUGGAGUUGGUUUACAAUUGAUCCAUUUUGAUGUACCAUCAAUACUAAAACAUGCUGCUGUGCAGUUGGAAAAUGGUGCAGCCAAAGGAUCAAAGCGGCGAAAGAUCGAUAGGAACUCGAACGGACUAGUCAUCGGAGAUUUGCACUAUACUGAUUUUAACGAAAGUAUAAGAAACAAAGAUGAAGACAAGACUUUCUCGAAGUUCGAAUGGGUUGUCAUUGCCAAUAGGCAGUUAAGACUCAAAUCAGAAUCACCCAUCCUAAUAGGUGAUUUUUCUAAUAAAUUCCAAGAUUUAAAUGGGACUUCAGCGUCUACGUGGCAGCUACAAACAGAAGAGAUCAAGGUCAGUAUUGAUUCAGAUGACCAGUUAAUUUUAAUUAAAAGUAAAACUAACUCAAAGCUUAAGUCACUGCUUUUACUCUCAAUCAAUAUUGCUUCGUAUGAUAAGAAGCUUAAAUCUGUUUUAAGAAAUGAGUUAUCUAUUAUUAAUCUGCCUGCUCCCAAGAGAAACUUUAAUACAUUAUCGUUUGACCUGCCCUUACUUACAAUCAUUUUCGAUGCUCAAGCGAAUGAAGUAGAUAUUGCCAUUGAUUUUAAUAUACGCUUAAAAUCAGGAGUUUUCAACUUUUUUCCUUCGGAUUUGAUAAGUAAAAUUUCAUCAAUUGUGUUGAGUAAAAGCCAAGAAAUGGGAUCUAAGCUAUGGUCUUUUGACACGGAUUAUAACUUGAAUGAACCUAUAUCGCCUAGAUUAUUCUAUAAUGUUAUUUCACAUCAAACUUCGAAGAUACCGAAAGUUGAGAAGCACUUUGAUAUUCCUGAGCUCAACACCAACCUUUUAAAGUUUCAGAGAAAGUCUGUAAAUUGGUUUUUGGAGAAAGAAGGAGUUGCAUACGAUUGGGAAACCAGUAGAUGUAUUGAAGUUCCACUUGUUGAUCAUGACACAAUUGAAGGCAUCACAAAGUACCUUCAAGAUCGGAACUGUGAUCAAGAAGGUUUGGAUCACAUAGAUUAUAAGCUUCUUUCGGUUUUAAACAGGUUUUGCUUUGGCUGGCUGCGGUUCCUUAUAGAAAAUGAGAUUUACUUUUUUAACAAAUAUUCAGGAAACAUUUUAAAACGGAUUACUGCUUACGAAUAUUUUUUGUUUUAUCAUGACCAGCAGAACGCUGAACUUUAUCCCAAACAUUUGCCAGCACAGGGUCUCUUAGCUGAGGAAAUGGGAUUAGGAAAAACCGUUGAGGUCACUACUGCUAUUUUAAUGAAUCAGAGACCAAUUGACGAAAUCAAUGAGCCUGUAAAAUUGAAACUCCUGCCAUAUGGCGAUGUGAAGAUCGUAAUUAAAGCUAGGACCACACUUAUAAUAGCACCAGAUUCUAUAUUAAAACAAUGGGUAGAAGAAAUUUCUACGUUAGCACCUUCAUUAACCGUAACCAUUUAUGGCGGUGUUGGGAACUACCCUAAACUUCAGAACAACGCAACUUUGGUGGCCGAGUAUCUACGAAGCUUUGAUGUUGUUUUUACGACUUACUCCACAAUUUCAAAAGAAUUAGAUUAUGCAUUGUAUUCAUCUAAAGUCAAACCAACUAGGACGGCAACUAAACGCAAGUAUACUUAUACGGAUGAUCAGUAUGACAUACAGGGAAUAUCUCAUCGUGACCCCAAUAACAAUAAUGAGAAAAGUUUAGAGGAUGCUUUGAAGGAAUAUAGGUACCUCUUCCAGCUUAGUCUAUCCAAUAAGAGAUCAAAAAUGAAAAAUCUGGAUUCUUCCGAGAAUAAAUCAGACAUUGAUUAUGAAAAAGAACUAAUGGAUGAGAUUCAAAUGGCUGUAAAUCAUAAUAAACUCCCCCCAAUUUAUUCAAAUACUGACUAUCAGUCACCACUCAUGCUUAGUCAGUUUUGGAGGGUGGUAUUGGACGAAGUACAGAUGGUGUCUUCUAAGCUUUCAAGAGCUUUUCAGUCCGCAGCUUUAAUUCCCAGAUUUCAUGCUUGGGGGGUAUCUGGGACCCCAAUCAAGAAAGAUUUAAAUGAUUUGCAUUCAAUAUUAAAAUUCUUGAAAAUAAGGCCCUUUGAUGGUAACGCCAAAUACUUUUGGAAGACUUUUACUAUGCCCGAUGAUGGAAGCAAUAAAGAUUUUAUAAGGUUAUGGACUAUUGUGGGAUUACGACAUACAAAAGCGAUGGUGCAUGAUGAUAUCCAGCUUCCUCCCCAAAAUCGUGUUCUAAUGACAAUUCCUUUUACUGCCGUCGAACAAGAAAAUUACAACCAGACUCUUGAGGAAUGCCUUGCUACUAUAUGUCUUGAUAUUAAUGGAAAUCCUGUCUCGGAUGAUUGGGAACCUUCUCCAACUGUUCUUGCAUUUAUGAGGAGUUGGCUAGUUCGACUUCGUCAGAUUUGUUGUAAUCCUCAAAUUGGCAAGCUUAAUAUUUCUUCAAAAAAAUACAAGACACGAAGUCAUGGCUUUCAAGGAAGAACCGUCAACACUAUACAGGAGCUCAAGACCUUAGAGAAUGUCCUUGAUGAUAUGUUGGCAAGAGCUGCUGAUCAAAUAUCCGAGGCAGAGAGGCAACUAAUUCAACUCUACAUUGAUGUUGGCCAAUUUGAAGAAUAUAUUUUAGAGCCUAAACGAGCAUUAGAAUUUUUAGAAAUGGGCGUCAUACAAACUCAGAGAAUAAUUCAUAGAUUAGACUUAAAUGUGGAAUCUCUCAAGAGAGGUUACCAGAAAUACAAAAUUGAGAAAAAUAUUGCUGUAAAUGAUGAAGAUCAAGAUGACGAGGUUAAUGAGGAGUCAACGCUAAAAUUUCAAGAGGAUGCUGUAAUGCGAACAUACGAAGAGAAGAUAAAAACUACAAAACUAAGGAUCAGGGCAUGGAACAUUUUAUUACAUAAAUUUUAUUUUUUAAUUGCAUCAGGAUAUUUCCAACUCUAUGAUAGUGAAUAUCAAGACAAAAUAAGGCGACUUGGGACCAUGGAAGCUCCUUUAAGUGUUGCUUUGUUGGAAUUUAAAGACAAAAGUGUACAAUAUAAGUCUGAUGAAAUUUCAACAUUAAUAAACGGGAUUCCUCAUCACGAUCUUAAUUUCAAAGAACUUAACUAUUUGAAAGAAUUUGAACCUGAUUCUAUUAGAAAUGAAGAGGAAAGAAGAAUUUCACAAUUUAUAUUUUUAGAGCUGAAGUUCUAUGACUUGGCUGAAAAAGCGAGGCAGAGUAUACUAAAAAGCUCUAUCAGGAACGUUGAGAAAGUAGUAUAUUCAAGAAUCACUUCCAAAAGUCUCUACUGUCUGUCUGAACUACAAGAUAAUGGCUCAACAUUGCUACCCAAGAGUUCAAAGUCCUUUUUUAAUGCUUUACCAAUUAUCGACAUAGAUCCAACGAGGGACCUUGGUAUAUCUAUGAGGGCUAGAAUAACUGUUGAUAAAAUAGACAAGCUCAUUAUGCAGUUAAAUGAACAAGCUAGAGUCAUAAAUUCUUGGAUGACCGAAUUAGUUAGCAUACUUUGCAAGCCUCUCGUGACACACGACAAAAAUCCAGAUGGUGAAGAAUACGAGGAUUCAAUUAGGGAUCAAGAUAAAGUAUCCUGUUAUCUUCAUGUGCUUGUUCAGUCUUUGACUGAGAGAUCUGAAUACGUGUUAGGAGGUGGAGCAUCUGUGAAGAUUGUGAGUGUAAAGAAACAGCAAGAGCAUGAUAUGGAACUAGAACUACAAAAAAUCAAUGAUGCCAUGUUUCUAAAUAAUCUUCAGGAAAAGAGGAAGGUAUCGAGGCCAUCAGUUAAAACAUCACUCAACGAGGCGCUCUCUGAUCUUAGGUCAAUUGAUGCAGAUCUCCGGGAUGAGGAAUUUUUAGAUAGUGAAUUGCUAAAACUCCAAUUAAACUUAAUAGAAUCCUUAAGUAAGAAGCUUAGAAUCGUUUUCGAGAACCAGAAAGUUUCUCAGGUGUUACUACAGAAGGAGAUAUCGCAAAAUUGCAAUGCCGUAUUUAAUGCCCGUAUUGACUACUUUAAACAGUUGCAGCAAAUAUCUGAUAGUGUGAAGCCUCAGUCCUAUGCUUUAAAUCAAGACAAUUUGAAUCUUCAUGAAAUAGAUCUCUAUUUCAGAAAUUUCACUAGUUCUUGCAUGACGAUAAAGAGCUCAAUUGAUAAAGCAAUCGCAAAGUUCCGUUAUCUCAAGUCUUUAGUUAAGCCUGAAAAAAGUGAUGAUAAUGAUGAUAGUCUCACUUGCAUAAUAUGUCGCUCAAUGAUAACCAUUGGGUCUUUAACACAAUGUGGACAUAAAUAUUGUAAGGAAUGUUUGGAGCAGUGGCUAAGAAACAAUAGAACUUGUCCAAUGUGCAAGUCAUCAAUUAGCAUGAACUCUGUCUAUAAUUUUACUCAUCAUAAACCGAACCUAAAAAUGAACCAAGUUGAAGAAAAAAAGAGUGGAGAUAAGGCUAAUAGUAACUUAUAUUCUAUAUAUCGACCAGUUGAAAGGAAUAUUGUUGAUGACAUUCAAAAGGUGCGAUUGAAAAAUUCUUACAGUUCUAAGGUUGAUUUAAUCGUCAAGCAAGUUUUAUACUUGAAAGAAAAGGAUCCGACUGUUCAAAUUGUGAUAUUCAGCCAAUGGCAAGAUCUUUUGUAUAUAUUAGGAACUGCAUUUAAAACAGUGAAUAUUUCGUACUUGGGUUCAUAUGGAACACUAACACCAGAAGUUGGUGGUGGGAGACGUCGCUCAAAAUAUGAAAGUGUGGAAGAGUUUAAGGAUACGAAGAGAGGAAUAACUUGUUUCUUGUUAAAUGCGAAGGCUCAGGCUAGCGGGUUGACCUUGAUAAAUGCUACCCACAUUUUCCUUUGCGAGCCAUUAGUAAAUACGUCCUUAGAACUACAAGCUAUAUCAAGAAUUCACCGAAUCGGUCAGACAAAAGAAACAACUGUUUGGAUGUUUGCGAUAGAAAACACAGUGGAAGAAAGUAUUGUUCUAAUGUCGACUAACAAAAGGUUGCAAUAUCUAGAUCAAAACUUUGAAGGCCAAAAAAACAAAGGAUUUCGAGGCCCAGGAGGAUCAGUUUUAAGAUCUGAGGGUAGGAGUCUCAGCAAAGCUGAGUCUAUAGCCCUUAUGAAUAGUGGAGGCAUAGAUACGCUAAUAAACAAAGGAAAUGGUGAAGGAGAAACAGUAACUAAUGCAGAUUUGUGGAACGCUUUUUUUUCUACGACAUCCGUCAUGCCUUCUCCCAUAGGCGAAUCUAACUCUUAA
Priceomyces carsonii is the source of this 5238-nucleotide messenger RNA. RefSeq lists its product as uncharacterized. NCBI's taxonomy places the organism in Eukaryota, Fungi, Ascomycota, Pichiomycetes, Serinales, Debaryomycetaceae. The coding region runs from base 1 to 5238 and encodes 1745 amino acids. The record is from RefSeq and is a predicted model, not a curated record. Gene Ontology annotation, cellular component: nucleus. Gene Ontology annotation, molecular function: ATP-dependent chromatin remodeler activity; ubiquitin protein ligase activity; ATP binding. Gene Ontology annotation, biological process: DNA damage response; protein polyubiquitination. The transcript has a single exon.